Messenger RNA from Procambarus clarkii (red swamp crayfish), 3803 nucleotides. RefSeq names its product homeobox protein SIX3. Gene Ontology annotation, biological process: regulation of transcription by RNA polymerase II. Gene Ontology annotation, cellular component: transcription regulator complex; nucleus. Gene Ontology annotation, molecular function: DNA-binding transcription factor activity, RNA polymerase II-specific; RNA polymerase II cis-regulatory region sequence-specific DNA binding. Lineage: Eukaryota; Metazoa; Arthropoda; Malacostraca; Decapoda; Cambaridae. The record is from RefSeq and is a predicted model, not a curated record.
ACAGCAACACGGUGAGCGAGCUCUCUCAAGGACAGAUUCAUUCAUCUGCGCGUUGAGCAUGACCAAGGUUGCUGCUGUUUAGUGAUUGUGACGGUGAACUUCCUUGCAUUUCUCAGUGGUGUAACUCGUUUGAAUGUGAGAGACAUAAUGGUUCUCGGCCUGGCAGCAAACGUAAGUGCUUCCUCAGGGAGCAGCGUUGGUGGGUCUGGCGGCCCUGUGGUUCCCACUCCGAUUGUGGCGUUGCCCUCACUCUCCUUCACCGCCGCCCAGGUGGCCGCCGUCUGCGAGACUCUGGAAGAGAGUGGCGACAUGGAGCGACUUGGACGCUUCUUGUGGUCGCUGCCGGUGGCUCACCCGCACCUCCACGACCUCAACAAACACGAGGCGGUGCUGCGAGCGCGCGCCCUCGUCUCCUUCCACGUGGGCAACUUCAGGGAGCUCUACGCGAUAAUGGAGUCGCACAGAUUUUCCAAAUCGUCGCACGCGCGUCUGCAGGCACUGUGGCUGGAGGCGCACUACCAGGAGGCUGAGCGCCUCCGGGGCCGCCCGCUGGGGCCGGUUGACAAGUACAGAGUCCGCAAGAAGUUUCCCUUUCCCAGGACCAUCUGGGACGGCGAGCAGAAGACUCACUGCUUCAAGGAACGCACAAGAUCCCUUUUGAGAGAGUGGUACCUCCAGGACCCGUACCCCAACCCCAGCAAGAAGAGGGAGCUGGCCUCGGCCACGGGUCUCACCCCUACACAAGUCGGUAACUGGUUCAAGAACCGCAGGCAGCGAGACAGAGCAGCAGCUGCUAAGAACAGGAUGAUGAAUGGACAACAAGCUGGAGGCGGGUCGUCCAGGUCGUCCGAAUCCCGGGACCCUCACCACGACGACGACGACGACGACCUCAUCAACCCCGGCUCCCCGACCACCCUCGACGACUCCGACGACGAGGACCUCUCUCUAGGUACCCACUCCCCGCCCCCCACCGCUGAGAGUCCACUCCCCAUCACCAUCGCCAGUGAGGGAGAUGUCGUCUCCCCAGCCUCCAACACCACCUCCUCGCACCCUCCGUCUGUCUCCCCUCACCCUCCGUCUGUGUCCCCUCACCCGGCUAGCAUCUCCCCUCACCCGUCGACCACCCCGCCACAGAACUCGCCGCUGCCGCUGCUGAAGAACGACGCGUCGCCCCCCUCCUCCGACCUCCACCACCACCAUCACCACCAUCUCCACCACACACCGUCGUCGCUGGAGGUGACCAAGCCCUACCUUGUGCCGCCCAUGUCGUCCCUGCCCCUCAUGACGUCCCUAGCGACGUCCCUCGCCUCUCCUCUCUCCCUCUCUUCCCUCCCCUUCUCCUCCAUGGCCGCAGGGGAGGGCUUUAAGUUCCCCUCACACCCCUUCCUACCCCAUCCGCACCACCUCCUUCACCCCUUCUCCCUCCAUCACCCCCUGCCGCUAGUCUCCCCUCACUCCCAUCCUUUCUUCACCCUGCCACCUCAUAACCCAUCUGCUACUUAAUUCCCCCCCCCCCCCCCCCCCCCCCUCAUUUUCCCCUCACGCACUUCUCAUGCACCCCUCAUUUGUACCCUUAACUAACGCCCUGUUGUGUAAUUACCUGUUAUUUAAUUUUACCUUGAUCUCUAAGUGUUCCCAGUCAUCACCAGUGUAAACAAAUCACUGCUCAUUCCUUCCUUCCUUGCAUUCAUUCAUUCACUCCUGAAGGAUUUUUUUGUACUUUUCAUUUUCUCUGACACACACACACACACACACACACACACACACACACACACACACACACACACACACACACACACACACACACACACACACACACACACACACACACACACACACACACACACACACCAGUCACUGUCAGUCUUCAAUCUUGAACAUCCUUUAGGAUACGAAGCCGAAGUAAGACCUGUUAGUGGUGUUUUCUCCAAGAACAUCGUCUUCACUUCAACAUCCAAGUAGCACCUAAAGAGGAGGUUACCUCAACUUCUAUUUAUUAAAAUAGCAAACACUGCGGAACAGAUAUUGACACACUUGAGGUACUAUAUCUCCUUCGUCGAGCAGAGAGUCACUGAUUCCUCAACCCAUCUUUCAAGGAGUUUCGAAGACACCCUCACCUAUUCACUCUCAGCCGAAAACGCCCUUAAUAAUCAAUCUCCAGACGAAGGUACCCCCUCGAUAAUCUCCCCGUGGAAGAUGCCUUCGACAAUCAAUCCCCAACCGAAGACAUCCCUUAUUAUCAACCCCAAGACAAAGACGAUCGGAACAAUCUACCCCCAGCUGAAGAAACCCGAGAAAGUCAACCAUCAACCAAAGACACCCUCAGCUAUCCUCUCCCAGCCAAUGAAACCCUCGACAAUCAGUCCUCAACCAGAGAGACCCUCAACUGUGCAUCCCCAGCCAAAGAAAACCUCGACCACCGACCAAAGAAUCAUUUAUCAACCAGAAAAAUGAAUUUGGGGCGUGGACCAUCGGCGUGUGGCGUUUCGUGCAUAACUUUUGAACCCUAGAGAAUGCCGACUAUUGAUUUUGGAGAAUCGAUUUCCGUCACCUCUGGUCUGUCUGUCAGGACACGCCACUUGCAUCUGGCCUCGGCUGUCGCUCGCUGCUGCGGGGGACGCAACAGUAGCCAUCACCUUCAUACACUCUCAACGUGUGACAAAUAAUGUCAAUAUUCUCUUCGAAAAUGAUUCAGUGCAAAUUAACAAGUUGAAAUUAAUCUCCACGAGGAUCAUUUUUCUUAAGUGGUCCAAAGGGAUUGAUUAUUACGUUUUCAAGUGCACUGUAAGUUACUUUCAGACGAUAAAAUGAAGUGGACACCAAAGUUGAUAUAUGGAUAACAAGCGGGAAGAGAAGCGCUCGAUGCCGGGGCAUAUGAGCUGCUACGUUCCAGUGAGCUCUUUACUGCUACCUAAGUAUACCAUUAUUAUGCAUCCAACUACGAGCACCAUCCACACUUCAACCCAAAGUGUGGCUGCUUCCUACUGUCAGCCUCUUUCCUUGCUACCUACCAACACCACUAUUAAGCUUCAACCUACGAGCAGCACUACACUAUCUCUCUCUCACAUACACACACAGCCUCCAUAACUUAUUCUUAAACUGGAUGAUGUACAUCACAUUUAUCUCGAGUAAAUCUGUCAACGACGCUGACCUCAUUUCAUAGAUAUUUUUCAUUCCUCAUCUCCUUGUGGCCAUGUGUCUUUUCUCACGUGAACAUUGAUGAAAGAGUCCUGUGUACAAAGUAUCUGAACCAAGACCCAUUUUUCUUGACCACUUAAGGAGAUAAAUAAACGCAAUUGUUACACUUUUACUAAGAUUUCCUUAGUGAAGAAUAUCACACUCGAUAAAUAAACGCAAUUGUUACACUUUUACUAAGAUUUCCUUAGUGAAGAAUAUCACACUCUCUUCAGCCAUGAAAAUCUAACUUGAAACUAUUCAUCUGUUAUACUUGGAUCUUAAUAAAGUAUCCGGGUUUCCUUUACAUAGAAAAUGAGGCGUCAAGAUGAUGGGUUUUGCUUCAACUUUAUCUCACCUAAACCUGUAUAGGGACUGUGCUAGCUCAUUGUAAAUAAGAGACCUUUACUAAUGCACAAUUAGAAUGUCUUUCGACGUAACCUUAACCCAUCAUGUGAAGUCCCUCAACUUCCCCUCACCUCCCCCCCGCUCCCGCCAGAUGUAAUAUGUGUCAUGUGCAUUCUGAAGCUUUAAGUGAGGUUUACGAUCACUUAUAUGUAUAUGUAUAUACAUAUAUAUGCGAACAAGCCUGAAUGGUCCCCAGGACUAUAUGCAACUGAAAACUCACA